Messenger RNA from Mizuhopecten yessoensis (Yesso scallop), 1238 nucleotides. Its product is annotated as calmodulin-A-like. Lineage: Eukaryota; Metazoa; Mollusca; Bivalvia; Pectinida; Pectinidae. Gene Ontology annotation, molecular function: enzyme regulator activity; calcium ion binding. The coding region runs from base 189 to 644 and encodes 151 amino acids. The transcript is spliced from 5 exons. The record is from RefSeq and is a predicted model, not a curated record.
AUUUGUCUUUACGCAACCCCUCAAUCAGAACGAUGUCGAGCGAUAUCAAUCUAAGUCUUUUGUUGUCGUAGUUCAAAGAUCUCAACGAUUUAUUUACAACCCUUUACACAACAACAUCACGGCUUUGGUUUAUGGGUUCAAAUAAACUCAAACAGUUAAUGUAAAGAAGAUCAGAACAUUCUUGCAGGAUGUCGGUAGAAAAACUUUCAGAAGACCAGAUAGCAGAGUUUAAAGAAGCUUUCAGCUUGUUUGACAAAGAUGGCGACGGUACAAUCACGUCUAAGGAACUUGGAACAGUGAUGCGGUCACUAGGUCAACAUCCGACCGAGUCGGACCUCAAAGAUAUGGUUAACGAAGUCGAUACUGAUGGUAACGGCACAAUAGAUUUCCCGGAGUUCUUAGCAAUGAUGGUAAACCAACUUCAAGGUGCCUCGAAUGAUGAAGAACUUCGCGAGGCGUUCCGAGUGUUUGAUAAGGAUGGGAACGGGUUAAUCAGCGCUGCUGAACUCCGACAUGUGAUGAUAAGUCUAGGGGAAAAACUUACAGAGGAGGAGGUAGACGAAAUGAUCAAAGAAGCCGAUAUGAAUGGAGAUGGACAAAUUGAUUAUGAUGAAUUUGUCAAAAUGAUGUUAGGGCCGAAGUGACACGGAGGUCCACAAAUAAGAAACGUCUAGUCUGAUCAUCGGCCGUGAUCUACAAAAAAACAAACAUUGUAUGGAUUAUCAAAAUGGUAUUUGUUGAUUAAAUGAUGGAAUCUUUAAACAGUAAUUUAUGCAAUCAUAGAAAAAACACCUUCAGGGGGUAAUCAAUGAGUACGCAUCACUAAGUGAUUUAAAACAAUGGACGAACAGUUGAUAAAUUCGAGCCAGAUCUUUGGUUGUAAUUUAUUCUACAAUUUGCAUUCAAAAGAAAUAUAUUUUCUUGAAAAGGGUCAACAUCAGCUAAUAUAGUCUUCAUUCAAACACCAGAUACAUUUAUCAGUCUUCAUAUCACCCAUGAGAUGUAUGUGUACGUGUGUCGUACAGCCAGUUUAUAGUGUAUAUGUGGUGAGAAUAAAUGACCAAGGAACCGGCCAGGAUUCAAUCCAGUUGUUUAAUUAUUGUAUGUCAUGAAAUUAAAAUAUUAUCUCUAUAAGUGAUAUAUGUGUGUGUUAUAGUUGUCGUCUUAAUCUGAACACUAACUUUACAAUGCAAAAUAUCUAUUAAAAACAAAAGACAAAAACAAGACGGAAAAAAAAA